AUGACAGACGAAAAGCAAAGAAGUACGGCGGUUCAGACCGUCGCCGCAGUCUUCCUGCCCAUCGCCACUAUCACGGUGAUGCUGCGCAUCUAUGUGCGCGGCUGGAUCGUUAAGGCAUUUGGAUGGGAUGAUGGGACCAUGGUAAUUGCACUGUUAUUCUACGCCAUGUUCUGCGGAACCAUGAUCGGAGGCUCGAUCUAUGGCACAGGCUAUAUGCUCGAACAUCUCGCGGUCGACAAUCGUAUCAUGGCAAUGAGAUACUGGUGGCUCUGCGAGAUCGCCUACUGCUUCGCCUCGGUUGGAUGCAAGAUCUCCGUCUGCAUCUUCCUAAUGCGCAUCACUAUCAGACCCCUCCACAUCUUCAUCCUCUAUACCGUCAUGGCCUUGACCGUCAUAGCAGGCCUGGUUUUCAUGUUCCUCAUGCUUCUCCAGUGCAAGCCACUGGAAUACUUCUGGACUCGGCUGGCCGAAGAUCCUACGAUCCAAGGCUAUUGCAUCGAUAUGAGCAUCAUCGUCAACAUGACCUAUGUCUACAGUGCAUUUGCCGCACUGUGUGAUUUCACCGUCGGCAUAUUGCCCAUCUUCCUCGUGCGCAAACUUCACAUGAAGCGCCAGACCAAGAUCGCCGUCAUGGGUAUCUUAAGCAUGGCUUGCAUUGCUUCAUCGGCGGUUAUCGUCCGUGUUCCCUUUGUCGAAUCAUUCCGUGACCCUGAUUUCCUCUACGCAACAUAUCAAAUCGCCAUCUGGUCCAAUGUCGAAGCAGGCCUCGGCAUUACAGCCGGUAGUCUCGCAACUCUCCGACCCCUCCUACGCAUCUGGACGGGCUCUCGCUCAGACCCAGAUUACUCCACUGGAUUUCCGGGUGGACGCUCACGGUCUGCCUCGCGCCAGCUGGGCGGCGGUGAGAACCGGCCUUUUCCUUUAGGCUCAUUGGAUGAGAGCGUGCAGUCUCACUUGAGACCGGAUAAGCUUGCUGUCACUGUCACGACGAUCAAGGGCCAAAGGGAUCAUGAUGAUAUCUAUGGCACGAGCCCGAGUAGCAGCGAGGAGAGGUUGACUAUUGACCGGCCCUCACCUCGGUUGCCGAAUGAUAUGGGGCUGGGGAUUCAUCGCACGUUUGAGGUUACGCAGACUUCGACGGAUAGGCAUGAUGCUGAAAGAAUUGCGAUGGAACAUGUAUAA
Penicillium concentricum is the source of this 1182-nucleotide messenger RNA. RefSeq names its product putative integral membrane protein. The transcript is spliced from 4 exons. The record is from RefSeq and is a predicted model, not a curated record. The coding region runs from base 1 to 1182 and encodes 393 amino acids. Lineage: Eukaryota; Fungi; Ascomycota; Eurotiomycetes; Eurotiales; Aspergillaceae.